GCACACAGAAAACAAACAGAGAGGCAAUUCACAAUGUGACCAUAAUGUUGCCGCUUCCCCAGGGGGCUAGGUUAUCACUUUGCAUUGCAGAAUGAUUCCAGGUUUUGAGAACUUCAUGCAAGAUGUACUGUGGUGCUUCAGUCAAGUGAAAGGAACUACUGACAUCGGUCUGAUAGAAGAUAUAUUUUGCUGGAAGAUGAAAUGCUUUUCUCGUUACCUGCCUUACCUCUUCAGACCUCCGAACACCAUCCUCUCUUCCAGCUGCCACACUGAAGCUGACAUUAUCUCUACAGUAGAAUUCAACCACACAGGAGAAUUACUAGCGACAGGGGACAAGGGGGGUCGCGUUGUAAUAUUUCAGCGUGAGCAGGAGAGCAAAAAUCAGCCCCAUCGCAGGGGAGAAUAUAAUGUUUACAGCACAUUCCAGAGCCAUGAACCUGAGUUCGAUUACCUGAAGAGCUUAGAGAUAGAGGAGAAGAUCAAUAAAAUACGAUGGCUCCCACAGCAAAAUGCAGCCUACUUUCUUCUCUCUACCAAUGAUAAAACUGUGAAACUAUGGAAAGUCAGUGAACGAGACAAAAGACCAGAGGGCUACAAUCUUAAAGAUGAAGAUGGACGGCUCCGAGACCCCUCUACAAUUACCACACUACGGGUACCUGUACUAAGGCCCAUGGAUUUAAUGGUGGAGGCAACUCCCAGGAGAGUAUUCGCAAAUGCACACACAUAUCACAUCAACUCUAUAUCUGUGAACAGUGACUAUGAAACCUACAUGUCAGCAGAUGACUUGAGGAUAAACUUAUGGAACUUUGAAAUAACCAAUCAAAGUUUUAAUAUUGUAGAUAUAAAACCAGCAAACAUGGAGGAGCUGACAGAAGUGAUUACAGCUGCAGAGUUCCAUCCACACCACUGCAACACCUUUGUCUACAGCAGCAGCAAGGGGACGAUAAGACUGUGUGACAUGCGAGCAUCCGCCCUGUGUGACAGGCACUCCAAAUUUUUCGAAGAGCCCGAGGACCCAAGUAACAGGUCAUUUUUUUCUGAGAUCAUCUCUUCAAUUUCUGAUGUUAAGUUCAGUCACAGUGGGAGAUACAUCAUGACCAGGGACUAUCUCACCGUCAAAGUGUGGGACUUGAACAUGGAGAAUAGGCCUAUUGAGACAUACCAGGUUCAUGAUUACCUCCGCAGCAAGCUGUGCUCCCUCUAUGAAAACGAUUGCAUUUUUGAUAAAUUUGAAUGUGUGUGGAAUGGGUCUGACAGUGUCAUCAUGACCGGCUCAUACAACAAUUUCUUUAGAAUGUUUGAUCGCAACACCAAGCGAGAUGUGACCCUGGAGGCCUCAAGGGAAAACAGCAAACCACGUGCCAUCCUGAAGCCCCGCAAAGUUUGCGUGGGGGGCAAACGGAGGAAAGAUGAAAUUAGCGUGGACAGUCUGGACUUUAGCAAAAAGAUCCUGCAUACAGCUUGGCAUCCUUCAGAAAAUAUCAUAGCAGUGGCAGCAACAAAUAACCUGUAUAUAUUUCAGGACAAGGUUAACUAGGAGGGGAAAAAAAGAUAAUUCCUUAGGAAUCUUAUGUACUGAAUACUAGCAAACACAAGUUUUUAAGUGUUUCUUCUGUUUUCUUCUCUUCCUCCUCCUUCUCCUCCUCCUCUUUGUUUAUUUCAUUAUUCCUCUGCAGACAUUAAUUAUGCAGAGGUAAGCAUUCAGAUUCCAGUGUCUAUUGAUUUUCCCCAAAUCUUAAGAAAUUGGGUUGGUAAAGCCCUAUUAGGAACAUUUGACUUCUCAGUAUUGAGAGCUAUCAAGUUACACCAUUAAUUCAACAGCAGGCUUGAAUUACUUAUGCUUUCAUUUUACCCAGUACGCGCUAGUAGGUUUAGUUCCUUUACAAAUAUUGUUCUAGAGACACCUGCCAAUUUAUAAUGCAGUUAAGAUUAUAGUAAUAUAUUUACAAAAAAAAAAUCCAUCAAGGCCAUAAACAAGGAUGUAUUGCAUUAAGCUCUCCUAUUUUUGAUUUUGGAAAUAUCCUUUUGUUCUACGCCUACCCCCAAAGAGGAAUUAAAUUUCCUUUGCCAGUUCAUUUCUUGUAAUUGACCUUUCCCCUUUUUUACCUGGCAUAUUCCUUUUGUCAACUCAGGGCCUUUCCAGAUGACUAUUUAUUGUGUACAUUUAUCACACAAUGAGCAUUUUACUGUAACUCAGUUGUUAUGAGAAGUGCAUAUGUAUUUUUGCCCCAGCUGGCUAUUUUUGUCUGGGAAAAUGCAAUUUACAUUCCCACUCCCCCACAACUAGAGGACUCGUCGUAUUUUGAAGUACUAU
Messenger RNA from Elgaria multicarinata webbii, 2314 nucleotides. RefSeq names its product protein phosphatase 2 regulatory subunit Bbeta (gene PPP2R2B). Gene Ontology annotation, cellular component: protein phosphatase type 2A complex; cytosol. NCBI's taxonomy places the organism in Eukaryota, Metazoa, Chordata, Lepidosauria, Squamata, Anguidae. The record is from RefSeq and is a predicted model, not a curated record. Gene Ontology annotation, molecular function: protein binding; protein phosphatase regulator activity. The coding region runs from base 92 to 1537 and encodes 481 amino acids. The transcript has 11 exons.